AUGAAUGUUUUCAAGUGUUUCAGAAAUAUCAAUGUUUUUCAACAAAUAAAAAGAAACGAUAUAAGAAAAUUUGAAAUUUUUAUAAUCAGCAAAAAAAGAUAUUUUGGACAAGUUGCUUUGGGAAUUAAUGGCAAUAAAAUUGAUGAUUUUCAAUCUUCUACUACCAAACUAGCUUCUACUAAAGAUAAAAAAUACAUUUUAAAGUACACUAGCUCAGAGCAACAAGCAAAUGAAUGGCUAUAUGAAAAUAGUUCUCAAACAUUUGGAUUAGAUCUGGAAUGGAAUCCAUUCAUACGAGAUUCAAAAGUUUCUUUAAUACAACUGUGUGAUGACUCCAACAUUUACCUAAUUCACAUUGCUCGUAUGAAAUUAAUACCAUCAAUUCUAUAUAGAAUCUUGGAAAAUAAAGAUAUUUAUAAGCUUGGUUGUAAUAUAAAUAACGACGCGAGAAGAUUAUUCAAAGGUCACAAUAUAAAAUGCAAAAGUUUAUUGGAGUUGAGUUCACUUUGUUUACAAGUCAAACAAGAACAUUUCCUAAAUAGAAGAUCAAGAAUUAUAAAGUUAUCUAAAAUGGUGGAAGUUUUGUUAAAUCAUGAAAUAGCAAAACCUCGUCAUAUUGUAAUGAGCAAUUGGUCAUCUAAUUUUCUUAGCGAGGCUCAAAAAGAAUAUGCAGCAACUGAUGCAUACGCAAAUUAUGUCUUAGCUAAAAGAAUAGAUGAUCUUCAAUGCGAAGUAAAUAAUGGAGAUGUUAAUUAUGAAAUAACAUUAUAUGAUAUAGAUGAUAAUGGUAUGAAGAUAGAAACAAAAUUGAAUAAUAAACGUCUACGCGAUGUUUUUGCUGAAGUGGCCAAAGUUGCCAACGUUGCUACUAGUGCUACCUUAAUUAAUGGCAACAAUGUUUCAGCAUCAAAAUCAACAAAAUCAACGGUAACAACAGCAUCAGAAUUUGAGAGUAGUAAUAGUUAUUUUGUAGCCAAAUUUCUUGUAAGUUAUAUCAUUUGA
Messenger RNA from Entrophospora candida, 1002 nucleotides. The record is from the annotation of a GenBank genome assembly. NCBI's taxonomy places the organism in Eukaryota, Fungi, Glomeromycota, Glomeromycetes, Entrophosporales, Entrophosporaceae.